GCAUUCUGUUCCAGAACACCUGUUGCAGCCAUGAUGCCUGUUGCAACCGUGAUGCCCGAUGACACACCGAUGUUUGACCCAAGUAUUCUGCAUGAACUUGACUGGAGUGAGAACACGACGACGUUUUCUCCUGCUAUUUCUCCUCUAGAUCCAGGAGAUGGCCUAGUUCUGAGACCACUUUGCACAGCUGACUUAAAUCGAGGCUUUUUUAAGGUUCUGGGUCAGCUGACUGAAACUGGAGUUGCAAGCCCAGAGCAGUUUAUCAAAACCUUUGAGCACAUGAAGAGAUCUGGAGAUUACUACGUUACCGUCGUAGAAGACACAAAUCUUGGACAGAUUGUUGCUACGGCAACGCUGGUGAUAGAACAUAAGUUCACUCACUCCUGUGCAAAGCGAGGAAGGAUAGAAGAUGUAGUAGUGAGCGGGGAGUGCAGAGGAAAGCAGCUUGGUAAACUAUUAACGUCCACCCUGACGUUGCUAAGUAAGAGACUGAACUGUUACAAAAUUACACUCGAGUGUCUGCCAAAAAACGUGGAUUUCUAUAAGAAGUUUGGUUAUUUGGUAUCUGAAGAAAACUACAUGUUUCAACGGUUCUUUAAUUAAGAACUUCUAGUCGUUUUUUUGUAAAGACUGUUGGUGGAGGAGCUUGUGCUACAAACAUUCUCUUCGUGGAAAAUUUAUAUAGUUUAUUGCUGCAGAUAUAAUGAUCCCUAUAAAUUAAUGAACAUGAAAUGUGUAAAUCCUGAAAAAAAAACAAUGUUACUGACAUUUUAGAAGGGUCCUUUGGGUUAGGAAAUAAGCGCCUCGAACUAAUUUUUACUACUGUUCAGUCUUAAGUGAAGCUUUUUUGUUCUAGCUGAGUUACAAAGGACUCUCGUUAAAGGGAUGGUUUUUAACCAAAGGUAUAUAUUUUUAUC
Messenger RNA from Tauraco erythrolophus (red-crested turaco), 917 nucleotides. NCBI's taxonomy places the organism in Eukaryota, Metazoa, Chordata, Aves, Musophagiformes, Musophagidae. The record is from RefSeq and is a predicted model, not a curated record.